This is a messenger RNA of Neoarius graeffei (lesser salmon catfish), 988 nucleotides long. It is a transcript of the gene gins1, whose product is annotated as GINS complex subunit 1 (Psf1 homolog). The record is from RefSeq and is a predicted model, not a curated record. Gene Ontology annotation, cellular component: GINS complex. NCBI's taxonomy places the organism in Eukaryota, Metazoa, Chordata, Actinopteri, Siluriformes, Ariidae. Gene Ontology annotation, biological process: DNA replication; DNA strand elongation involved in mitotic DNA replication. The coding region runs from base 143 to 733 and encodes 196 amino acids. The transcript is spliced from 7 exons.
ACGUGGUGCAAACAAUACACGCUCCCGCGAAAACUGUAUGUUGUCGCGCGCGCGCUGUCCGCGUGGAGGGUUUAUAGAAGGGGAAGAGGAGCCGAGCGGAGACCCUGCUGAGUUACUCGGUCGGGUAAACAGCUGCUGAAUAAUGUUUUGCGAAAAGGCAGUUGAACUUGUCAGAGCUCUUCACCGGAUGAGUGAUGGCCAGUUGCCUGCUUUUAACGAGGAUGGCAUUCGACAAGUGCUUGAAGAAAUGAAAGCUUUAUACGAGCAAAACCAAAGUGACGUGAAUGAAGCCAAGACUGAGGGCAAAACUGAACUCAUACCAACCAUCAAGUUUCGUCACUGCUGCUUGUUGAGGAACCAGCGCUGUAUUGCAGCCUACCUUUACGACCGCCUCCUGAGGAUCCGUGCUCUCAGAUGGGAGUAUGGAAGUGUGCUGCCCACAACAAUCCAGUUCCACAUGUGUGCAGAGGAGUUGGAGUGGUUUAAUCAGUACAAGAAGUCACUGGCCACAUAUAUGAGGUCACUUGGAGGAGACGAGGGUUUGGACAUAACACAAGACAUGAAACCCCCUAAGAGCCUGUAUAUUGAGGUGCGCUGCCUGAAAGAUCACGGAGAGUUUGAAAUUGAUGAUGGAACGGUUAUUCUCUUGAAGAAGAAUAGCCAGCAUUUUCUUCCCCGCUGGAAAUGUGAGCAGCUGAUUCGGCAGGGAGUGCUGGAGCACGUCAUUUCUUAACAUGUGAUGCCCUCUCACGGGUUUCAAUAGUUACAAUAAUUUAACACUUGUCAGUUACUUGUAUGUUGCUCAAUAAUUCAAAAGAAAGAAUUUAUCAAGUCAGUGUCUAGGUGUUUUGCCGUGUGAAAUUUUACUGUCAAACUCUCACACUGCUGCCGUGUCUUAAACACAAAUGUUUUUCCUAUUAAAAAUAAAAUGCAGUGGAGGUGAUGCAAUUACAUUUUAGAUAAAUCAAUAAAAUUACAGCGUUUGCAA